GCAUAGGGGGCUGCGGGAGGCAUGCAGAGGGGUGGGCUAUGGAGGGUCAGGGUUCGGGGAGGGGAGGUGGGAUCCUGAACCUGGAGCACCCCAAGGAGCCCGCUGGAAUUGUGCCAUCUGCAGGAGCCAUGAAAGGCAUCCAUCUCGUCCUGCUGGCCGUCCUGCUGUGCUCUGAGCAUGCCCUGAGCCUGCAGUGCUACAACUGUACUGACAUCCAGAAUGUCAGUAAGUGCCAGACCAACACCUCGUGUGAAACGACACCCAGCGUCUGCUAUCAGGGCAGCAUGAUCUUGACCGCGGCCAGUGGGGAGACGCUCACUGUACUACCUAAGGGUUGUGCCUCUUCCUGCGAGGAAGCUUCCCAGUUUCUGCAACAGACUGCGGAGACAAACAACCUAUCAGGGGGGGUUCAGUUAAAAGUGGAACAUGUGCACUGCUGUAAAGAAGACCUCUGUAACGGGGUGGCCCUGGUGGGGCGCAGCCUCUGGGCCCUGGCCGGGGGGCUCCUGCUCAGCCUGGGGCCUGCCCUCCUCUGGACCCUGCUGUGAGGACCCCAGGGACUCAGACAGCAAAAGGAGGAGGGACAUCGUUACUGAUGGUAGUUCCGUGUGGCAUGCACAAC
Messenger RNA from Ceratotherium simum simum (southern white rhinoceros), 622 nucleotides. NCBI's taxonomy places the organism in Eukaryota, Metazoa, Chordata, Mammalia, Perissodactyla, Rhinocerotidae. The record is from RefSeq and is a predicted model, not a curated record.